This is a messenger RNA of Physeter macrocephalus (sperm whale), 3501 nucleotides long. It is a transcript of the gene SPMIP4, whose product is annotated as sperm microtubule inner protein 4. Lineage: Eukaryota; Metazoa; Chordata; Mammalia; Artiodactyla; Physeteridae. The coding region runs from base 10 to 981 and encodes 323 amino acids. The transcript has 8 exons. The record is from RefSeq and is a predicted model, not a curated record. Gene Ontology annotation, cellular component: centrosome.
CCAAGAAGCAUGGAGGUAAUUCAUGGCAGGCCCUACUGCUGCAGGGAGCUUGAAGGAGCUGACAUACCAUCAGACACCUUUUACUCUAAUGAAUUGCACACCCCACUACAAACAGCUGCUCGCCCAGCUGCCUCAGAGGACAGGUAUCAGGAAUUAAGGGAAUCACUCCAACGAUGUAGGCUGCCGUGGGGUGUUGAAAGGGAAUAUGGUGGCAUAAUACCCAUUUCACUCCCUGAGGAACACAGGCCAAAAUGUGAACCUCCUCGUGUCAUGGGCAAAGGACACCAGCAUUAUGGAUUUGGUGGAGAAACCUGGCCAAGAAAGCUUCCUCUUGAACAAUUUUAUUAUUUGUCACAGAACAAAAAAAGUGAUGUCUAUGGAAAUGAUUCUUUGAUGCCCACACCAUCUAAUUCAACAGUAGGAGAAAUCUGCUGCCCGUACCCACCUGAACACCUCUACCACACACAUAGCUCUAGCGGAGCCACGUUCCCGAUGUCUCCAUCACCUGAGGGUCUCUACACUGGCGUUAAAGCCCAAAGCCAACAGCCACUUCCUCUCACCGUGCCAGCAAGGCCUUACGAUGCAGCAGUUUUGAAGACAAGAGGUAAUCCUUACAGAUACGAACUGCUUGAUUUUGCCAUGGAUUCAAAGAAGAAAGCCUUGGCUUGGCCAGGUCAGGGUGUAUAUUAUGAUGCCUCCCUCUGUCGUGGCCUCUCACGUUGCGGAGCACAGGCUCCGGACGCGCAGGGUCAUCGGCCAUGGCCCACGAGCCCAGCCGCUCCGCGGCACCAGGAUCCUCCCAGACCGGGGCGCGAACCCGGCUCCCCUGCAUCGGCAGGCGGACGCGCAACCACUGCGCCACCAGGGCUGCAGAACUGCAUUCUGACUAUGGGUAUUCACUCCAUCCGCCUCUAUGCAGAAGUGAUGCAACCUUCUCUUCAGACAUCUGUCUUAGACAUCUGUCCUCCUCAACUCUCAUAAGAGGAUGUCAGCUCUCCUCCUAACUCUGCUGGUUGUUAAAGCUAAUGGAUCUGGCCUCAUUUGGUGGCAGAGAAUAUCUACACUCCAAGUCUUGCUCAUCAUAAACUCAAUUUUGAAAAAUCUUUAUGGAGGCUUCCAGAUUAAGAUAGAUUGACUCCAUGCGUCUAAUUUCACUCACUCUAAAGAGCACAUUAAAACUACAGGAAAGUUUUUGAGCUUUGUUUUUUGUUUGUUUGUUGUUUGUUUUUACUGUAUUUUGUUUUUGUUUUAUCCAAAGCAUAAACUAGCCAGGUCAGUUGGGGGAGCAGAGCUGGGACAUUAGGAACACUUUAGAAAGGAGGUGAUGAAGGAUAGAUCCUUGCUGGCUAAAGACACUAGAACCCUAUACUGGCAGUGGGCAAAACAGCCGGUUUAUACAGCAGAAUCCUCAAAAGGCUCCAGAACUCAGUACCAGGAGUGACCGUGUCUGGGAGUAAAGGCAGGGGGUAGGGCGGGGAUGGAGGAUUGCUAAAUUAAGGAAGAUUGGGUGAAAGCUAAGACACAAUUGAUUCUUAGAAUCUCUCCCUGCCCCACCCCACCCCAUUCCCCAGUGCUAGACAACUGCCCACCCUGAUAGAAGUCUGGAGGGAUUAUUUUCCAAAGAAAGGUAAAAAAGAGUAUUCCUGGUGUGGAGAACACCAGGCAGAGCUGAAGACUGGAUACUGUUCUGAAAACAGGGGAGUAAGUAUUUUUAUCAGUCAGGAUCCCAGCAGGAAACAGACCUCAGAGGAUUUCACUGAGGGGAGUUUAGCGAAAGGACUCUUUACAAGAUGUGGGCAGAGCUAAGGGAGCCUCCAAUGAGGUUCCCAGGAACUAGUGAUUGCAAGACCACUCCCAUCCCUUCAGGAAAAGGGAAGGGCCCACUGUUACAGUGCCUCCCACUAGCCAAAUCCAACCAGAAGUCAGAGAGCAAGGGAACCCAGGUGAUAACAAUGUCCUAAGGCAAAGAAGGGGGAAAUGGAUCUAUAGAGGCAAAAAGAGGACAACCAGCACAGUGACUCCUGAGGGCUGAGAGGUGCAGCUCCCUUCCCUGCUAGGCUACCAGAAAAUUGACAGACAUCAACUCUCCAGCAGAAAGAGUUCCCAGCUAAGGUUGAACAAGGCAAUGCUCUCCCUUCUUGUCUCAGCUCUCAUUUUGUAAACAUGUGUCCUUUUUGCAGUCUACUUCAUGCCACGUUUUUCACAUUUUGUGCCCUUUGUUGGUGAUUUUGCUGUGUAAAAUGGCCCAAGAUAGUGCAUGUGCACUGUUCCCAAGUGCAGGAAGUCUGUGAUGUACCUUACUGAGAAAAUAUGUCUGUCUGUGCUUCAUUCACGCUUGAGUUCUUAGACCUGACACAAAAUACAUGAUCGAUAAAAGAAAAAACUGACAAAUUGAACUUCAUCAAAAUUUAAAACUUUGACUGGUGAAAGGAUGAAAAGAUAUGCUAUAGACUGGGAGAAUAUAUUUUGCAAGCCAUAUAUAUAACAAAGGACUAGUAUCUGCAAUUUAUAAAGAACUCUAAACAUUCAACAGCAAAAUAACAAACAAUCCCAUUAGAAAAUGGGCAAAAGACAUAAAGAAACAUUUCACCAAAGAGGAUACAAAUGGCAAAUAAUCAUUUGAGAAGAGAUUCAACAUCAUUCAUUAACCAUUAGAGAAAUGCAAAUUAAUACCACAAUGAGAUAUCAUGACACAUCUAUCAGAAUGGCUAAAAUAAAUAGUGAAAACACCAAAGACUGGUGAGGAUAUAGAGAAACUGAAUCAUUCAAACAUUGCUAGCAAGUGCUGGAAAAUAGUUUGCCAAUUUCCUAAAAACUAAACAUGCAACUUCCAUAUGAUCCAUAAAUUGUCCUGAUGGACAUUUAUCCCAAAGAAAUGAAGACUAUGUUCACACUAAAACCUGUACAUGAAUAUUCGUAGUAGCUUUACUUGUAAUAGUCCCAACUGGAAACAACCCAGAUGUCAUUUAAUGGAUGAAUGGAUAAAUAAAUUGUGGUAUAUCAAUACAAUGGAAUAUUAUUUGGCCAUAAAAAGGAAUGAAGUUCUAAUAUAUGCUACCAAAUGAAGGAACCUUGAAAACAUACUAAGUGAAAGAAGCCACAAAAGACCACAUACUACAUGAUUCCAUUGAUACAAAAAUCCAGGAUUUAGUAAGCUAUAGAGACAGAAAAUAGAUUAAUGCUUGCUUAGGGCUGGGGGAUUGGGGUGAUAUGAAUGGGGGGAUAGAGGGGCAGAGGAGUAAUAAUUAAAUAUAUGGGGUUUUCUCCUUGAUGUGAUAAAAAUGUUCUGAAAUUGACUGUUGUGGUGAUUACUCAUAUCUGACUAUAUUAAAAAUCACUGAAUUAUAUAAUUUAAAUUGUAUGGAAUGUGAAUUACAGCUCAAUAAAUUAUAAGGUUAAAAAAUAAAUCUGUGAAGGGAUUACAAACUUCUUUUUUUUUUUUUUUUUUUUUCAAACUUCUUUGAAACACAAUGAAGUAUCUGUUAGCUGAAGGGAGAAUAC